Molecule: messenger RNA, 344 nt
Organism: Micropterus dolomieu (smallmouth bass)
Lineage: Eukaryota; Metazoa; Chordata; Actinopteri; Centrarchiformes; Centrarchidae
Product: enolase 4-like
Exons: 3
Coding region: 8-250 (80 amino acids)
Source: RefSeq, a predicted model, not a curated record
AGUGUUCAUGGGAACAACACGCAGUGAGCCCUGCAGUGAUGCCUCUUUGUCAGAUAUAGCUGUGGCUCUGGGCCUGGACUAUGUCAAACUGGGAGGUCUGAAUGGUGCUGAGAGGAUGACUAAAUACAACCGGCUGAUUUCUAUAGAGGAAGAACUGGCCCAACAGGGAAUUCUGGUCUUCAAGGAGAAGCACCCACCUCCACUGUUCACUGAAAAACCACAGGAGGAGUCCACAGAGAGUACUGUCUGACACAGCCUGCUCACAUCUUCUGUUUCUAUCAAGAACAUAAACACUUAAAAUUUGUGUCAGUGUUACCACAAUAUAGUUUACUUUCAAAAUUCAA